Molecule: messenger RNA, 933 nt
Organism: Aegilops tauschii subsp. strangulata
Lineage: Eukaryota; Viridiplantae; Streptophyta; Magnoliopsida; Poales; Poaceae
Source: RefSeq, a predicted model, not a curated record
AUGAACGCUGACGAUCUGAAGAAGCUCGAAGAGGAGCUGAAGAACCGCGAGUCCAUCGUACGGGCUCGUGAGGAAGAACUCAAGCGUCUUGACGAGGAAAAAGGAAAAACUGUCCUCAUCCGUGCUCCGGCACCCUCGUCUUACGCCGCCUCCAUCAAGAUGUAUGUUCCCAUCACUCUGGAUCUUUCGGACUCCAACUACGUCAAGUGGCGUGAGCUGUUUCUCGUCGCCCUCGGACGCUACGUCCUCUCCAACCACGUCGUCGGCGACGCCGCCGCCACUCCGUCCGACACUUCGCCUACCUCCGAUUGGGGGCGAGACGACUUCACGGUGCUCUCCUGGAUAUACGGCUCGAUCUCCAUCGAGCUUUUUGGCAUCAUCAUGGCUCCCGGCUCCACGGCGCGGCAGGUCUGGGACUCCAUCGCCAACCUCUUCCAUGACAACAAGAAAAGCCGCGCCCUAGCACUUGAUGCCGAGUUCCGCAACACACCUCAAGGAGACAUGUCCAUCCACGACUACUGCGCCAAGCUCAAGUCUCUUGCCAAUGCUCUCAGCGACGUCGGCCAGGACAUCACCGAUGAGACUCUCGUCCUCACAGUGCUUCGCGGUCUCAACGAACAGUUCAACCAUCUUCGGUCUUUUCUUCCGUUCCAACUGUCGUUCCCUUCGUUCUUGCAGACGCGUUCCGCGCUCGUCCUCGAGGAAACGCAGAAGAAGACGGACGCCAAAAAUGCGGCCGCUACGGCGUUAUGGGCAAGCGGCAACAGCGUUCUCCCUCAGGCUGGCGGAGAGCGUGCUCCUACUCGUGGACAUGGUGCCGGCUACAGCAGCAACGACUCUCGCACUGCCCACUCCCACCCCAUCGUGCCCUACACCAACUCUGGCCGUGGUGGUGGAAGCAGCGGCCGCCGCGGGCAUGCCGGCGGCCUCUGA